Messenger RNA from Hipposideros armiger (great roundleaf bat), 6263 nucleotides. RefSeq names its product muscleblind like splicing regulator 1 (gene MBNL1). The coding region runs from base 893 to 2026 and encodes 377 amino acids. Gene Ontology annotation, biological process: regulation of RNA splicing. Gene Ontology annotation, molecular function: RNA binding; metal ion binding. Lineage: Eukaryota; Metazoa; Chordata; Mammalia; Chiroptera; Hipposideridae. Gene Ontology annotation, cellular component: cytoplasm; nucleoplasm. The transcript has 9 exons. The record is from RefSeq and is a predicted model, not a curated record.
GCCGCGGGCCUCUCGGAAGCAGCGCUCCCACAAUGCCCUGGGCCCCGCUCGGCAGUCGCGCUGCCUCUGAGAAAAAAAUGUGAGGUUGGUACUAAGAAGUGCCUUUCCUGACGUCUCUGCUGCUUGGAACCGCUUCUAGAGCAGUGUCUGCUUUUGCCUUGCUUGCUGCCAGCUAGACUGUGACGACAGCACAUCCACCCUCCACCUCUAGCCCAGACACCCCCAUUUCUACUUAUAAUCAAGAGAAAAGCUCUAAGUAUCUGGCAUUGCCCUAGGCUGCUUUAGUUUUAAGAGAAAAGUUUGCUGAAAAAGUAAGAUAUCUUCUGCCAGGAAAUCAAGGAGGAAAAAAAAAUCAUUUUCUCGAUUUUGCUCUAAACUGCUGCAUCUGUCUAUGCCAAACUAAUCAAUACCGAUUGCACCACCAAACUCCAUUGCAAAUUCAGCUGCGAGGAGAUUCCCUUUCAGACAACUUUGCUGAAAGCAGCUUGGAAAAUCGGUGUCCAAGGGUCUGCCACGUUUUCAUGCUUGCAUUUUGGGCUCAAAAUUGGCAUUGGGAAGGGGUUACUGAGAGCACAAGGCUGAUUCGAGGCCCUACUUUUAAACGGUCAUCUGCUUAAGAUCCUAGUAUUUCUCUAAAAACCAAAACCUCUUUGAAUUAACAGUUUCAUGCUGUGAAUUUCUAGUGGGAGAUCUUUUCCUUGAUAUUGACAACACAAUUUUCCAUGUACUUUUAAAGCAGGGAGUGGGGGAAAAGUAUUUUGAAGGGGACGUUUUCAGCAUCAUUUUACAGUUUUAUCAGUUCAGCUUUUUUUUUUUUUUGGUUGCUUUUUUUUUGUGGGGGGUUGGGUUUGUUGGUUUCACUGAAAAUUUUAACUACCUGUAAAAUCUAAACAUGGCUGUUAGUGUCACACCAAUUCGGGACACAAAAUGGCUAACACUGGAAGUAUGUAGAGAGUUCCAAAGGGGGACUUGCUCACGGCCAGACACGGAAUGUAAAUUUGCACAUCCUUCGAAAAGCUGCCAAGUUGAAAAUGGACGCGUAAUCGCCUGCUUUGAUUCAUUGAAAGGUCGUUGCUCCAGGGAGAACUGCAAAUAUCUGCAUCCACCCCCACACUUAAAAACACAGUUGGAGAUAAAUGGGCGCAAUAACUUGAUUCAGCAGAAGAACAUGGCCAUGUUGGCCCAGCAAAUGCAACUAGCCAAUGCCAUGAUGCCCGGUGCCCCAUUACAACCCGUGAACUUAAUGCACCAAUCAUUCCAAAAAAGAGGGGGGGAUUGCAUUUCGUGGUGGGAGGGAUCUCCAUAUCAGAUCGGCAGUGAUACCAAUUAUCAAUACUGUACAGUUGAGCCAAUGUUUUCAGUUGCACCAAGCUUAGCCACCAAUGCAUCAGCAGCCUUUAAUCCCUACCUGGGACCUGUUUCCCCAAGCCUGGUUCCAGCAGAGAUCUUGCCGACUGCACCCAUGUUGGUUACAGGGAAUCCCGGGGUUCCUGUGCCUGCAGCUGCUGCAGCUGCUGCACAGAAAUUAAUGCGGACAGACAGACUUGAGGUAUGUCGAGAGUACCAGCGUGGCAAUUGCAACAGAGGAGAAAACGAUUGUCGGUUUGCUCAUCCUGCUGACAGCACAAUGAUUGACACCAAUGACAACACAGUCACCGUGUGUAUGGAUUAUAUCAAAGGGAGAUGUUCUCGGGAAAAGUGCAAAUACUUUCACCCUCCCGCACAUCUGCAAGCCAAGAUCAAGGCUGCCCAAUACCAGGUCAACCAGGCUGCAGCAGCACAGGCUGCAGCCACUGCAGCUGCCAUGACUCAGUCGGCUGUCAAAUCACUGAAGCGACCCCUCGAGGCAACCUUUGACCUGGGAAUUCCUCAAGCUGUACUUCCCCCAUUACCAAAGAGGCCUGCUCUUGAAAAAACCAACGGUGCCACCGCAGUCUUUAACACUGGUAUUUUCCAAUACCAACAGGCUCUAGCCAACAUGCAGUUACAACAGCAUACAGCGUUUCUCCCACCAGCUACUUCAUGACACUUUGGUGCUGUAAGACCCCUUUACCUUCACGGUUCCAUAGAGUUAAUUUCAGUGAUAUGAAAGGACACCUUCAGUUUUUACUUUGAUUUUUCAGCCUUUUUGUUUUCAAGGCAGAGAAUAAAAAACUGACUCUGUGUUCUAGAGCUCUUAAAAAGUGCUCUUUUCAAUGCCAAUCAGUACAUUCAUUAAAAUCAUUAUUGCUUCUAAGCUAAUAUUGAAAUAGCCCUAACUGCUCAGUGAAGUUAAUAUUUAUUAUUGAGUUUAUACCUUUGUGGUUUCACUUGAUUUCAACUUAGUCACAUAAACAUACUCUAGAACUAUCCACAAGGGUGUAGAAGUUUUAAAACACAAACUAAUCAGCCAUUUGGUAACCUGGAAAUUUAUUUUAAUUCACUUUUCAUUUACUUCAGAAAAUACAUAUUAAACUCCUUGUAAUCUGAAAUCCAAUUAACCAGAGACCAAUCCCAUUUUCCUCUUUAUCGCUUAACCUUUUCUAAAAAAAAAAAAAAAAAAAAUACCAUGGGUUCUGGUAUUUAUUUAAUAAAAUAAUUUUAUUAGUUUAAUUAAUACAUUUUUGACUAGGUGUGUAUGUCAAAGAUCCUGACGCAUUAGUAUAGUGACAGUAUUGACAGUGCAUGAGGUUCAUUAAUACCACGAGGGAAUGUGAUCAUUUAUUUUUGAAUAAUGAAAAAAAGAAUAAACUAUAUUCAUAUUAGUUUUUAUUGCUAAGCACACCUUUUUAUACAGUGCAUCUUUAAAAACUGUCAUUCAUGUGUAGACUAUGUAGUAGCAUUCAAUGAGCUAGAAUAUUCCAGUAAUUUAAAUAGCCCAUGUAGGCACAUAGGCUAUUUGUAUUUAUGAAAUAGUAUCAAUCAAAUUGCAGUUUGUCCAUUUUCAAAUUAAAAUUAAAUCAUUUUGAUUUAAUCUGUUUUUUUGCAUUCUGAGUUAAAAAUCACAUGCAUUUCUCUUAUGUUUUAUAAUAUUAAAACUUCUUUCUCAACAUUUGUAGUUUUCCAGAGAUUUCCAACAUGUAUGGUUUCUAGAAACUAAUCUUUUUGCUCUUGUAUAAAUUUCCUUGCCCCUAAAUUUACACUGUGUCCAACAAAUAAUCCAUCAAUUUUUCCAUAGUCAGGUCACUAGACAAAGUUUCAAGGAAUUACAGGUAAUUACCAUAAUCUCUUUGAUGAAAUUAAAAUUUUUUUGUCAGUUUAGUUCAUGGAAUAAAACAUUACCAUUAGAAAUGUCAGUGUCCCUAUUUAAAAUCUAAAAAUAAAAACAAAUCUAACUUCUUCCAUAUAUUUAAAGAAACCUAAAAUAAUAUCAAAAGGGUUUUCCAUAGUUUUUCCAACAAUAUUCAAAUAACUAAAGACUUUUCUAAAUAAGCAUAACCAUUAAUUGUAUAGUACGCAUGAUCCUUAUUUAUGACAGCAGUCUUUCUCUAGAAUAGCUUUUCGUCUGUGGAUAGAACAGAACAAAAAGGAUCAAGUUAGAGAAAAACAAUAAACACAUUCAUAAAUCAGAAUCACACUUAUCCCUUAGUUCUACAAACUAAGCAUUGUUAAUUUAAAUAGACUCUGCCAUAAUAUAUUGAAAUAUGCUGAAAAUUUUAAGAUAUAUUUGCAUUUUUAUGAUGAUUAUAUAUCAGAGAUAGUCUGUUCUUGAUAUUUGUAAUCACUCUGAUAAGAAAUUAUUCUAAUAGUGAUAUAAAAUAACAUUUAUUUGUAACCCAGUUUUAAAGGGCUUACGUUGCUGGUUAACCCUUUUAACCACAUAAUCAGAAAUAGGUGUACCGCCUCCAUCAUUUUUUAAAAAGUAUUUUUGUUUACAAUAUGUGCAUGAGUGCACAAAAAUUGACCCUAUAACAUGAAAAGGUUAAAAUGGCUAGCCCGUCCCUACUUCUGCCAUGCCCCUUCAUCACACAGCCAGAAAGGAAAGAAAUCCAGUGCAGAGAAUGUAAACUCAAGUGCCUCAGGGACCAGGCAGGAAACAAACAAACAAGUGAAGCAAGAAAUAAAUUGGGAGCUGUGGGGUGUGGGAGGCACUGGGGAGCUCAGGCCAAAUCUAAAGAGGACCGUCAGUGUUCAGUCUCAGCCUUUUGUAGCCCCAGAGAAAUACCUGCCUGGCAAGUUGUCCUUGGUGUGCACUGCACCCCCUUUGUGGCUCCAUUUACUUCAUAGUCUGUGUGAACCUAGGGUGAUUGUGCAAUCACUGAUGUCCAGUGUUGCCACAUCGUAUGAUUUGUUUCCAGAGAUUCUGGACAUUUGGAUGUUUGUAUCUGAAAUCUCUCGAUUUUUAAAUUUUAUCAACUAAUUCAAUUUUUAAAAAUACACUUUGAGGAAUACAGGCAAUCCAUCCUACCACAAAUUCAUAUGAAAUCUUAUAUCAUCACUGGGAUAAAAAGAAGUUCAUUUUCCAAAGUUUAAGUUAUUCUGGAGACAUACAGCAGAAUUACAUGAUCAGAGCAUCCCAUCUGACCACCAUAUAAUAAUUUGGAAGGUAUAUUCUGAAAUCUUCAUUGGAACUGAGAAGAAGUGGAAGUCAUUUAUUUUUUGCAGCUUAGAAUUUUACAGCCCUAUAGUCUGCUGCUUCAAUAAUAACUUCAGAGAUAUGUAGGAUUGUUACAUUGAAGUUACAGUGAAGCAUGGCUGGCCAAAUCCUUAGAGCAGGUGACUACGUAUACAGACUAGGUUGCUGGCAAAAUAUCAGGGUUCAGUGGCAAGCCAGCCAGCUAGUCUAAGAAAAUCUAUGUACCAUAGCUUUUAAGAACAAAAUUGGAGUUAUGUGACGUCUACCCAUCUAUCCAUCAUCCAUUCACGCAUUCGUCCAUCCUUUUAUCCAUCCAUCCAUCCUUCCAACCAUCUAUCUAAGCUUCACCCUCUCCCUCCCUCCUUCCUCUCUCCAUCCCUCCAUUCUUUCCUGUUUUUCAUCCACCUACCCACAGACCUAUCUGCCGUCCGUCUAUCCAUCCAUCCCUUCAUCCGUCCAUCUUUCCAUUCAUUCAGUCAACAAACAUUUAUUGUAUGCUACAUGAUAUACUAGCGUUUAUACUAGAGAUUGCAACCUUAAGAUGCAAGGGCUAAAUCUAGAAUCCAGAAAUAUUUGUCUAAGAAGGUACAAAUAAAAACAAAAUGUAAAUCUUUUAGAAAGUGUGCAUACUCUUUAGUUCCAAGUCCCAGAACUUCAUAUUGCCUGGGCCAAGUUUUACAUAUUUUGUUUAAAAGAGCCACCUUUUAUUAGUGUUUGCUCUGUGCCAUGCUGCACUGGGUGCUUUAUAUACAAAUCUCAUUUUUUCUCACAACAACUCUAAAAGUUUGGCAUUAGUAUUCCCAUUUUACCAAUAGCAAUUUUGGGCCAAGAGAGGUCUGGUGAUUUGCCCCAAGUUGCACAGCUUAUAAGGUUUAGAUAGAAUAUGAACUCAGGUCAGGUGGACAAGAGUCAGUCUCUUAAUAUCUGUGAGCUCUUUACAUGAUGACUUAAGAAAGAAUUUGGGAGAAUGGGACCGAUGCACUAGCCCUUACUGAUCACCUAACUCCAUGACUGGUGCACACACCCUAUAUCUCAGUUAAAGAUAAAUACAAGUGUUAGGUUAUGUUCACAUUGAAGUUUUUUUUUUUAAUUUUAGAUACAUACUACUUUUUUUACUUUUACCCUUCAAAGCCAAAUUGAUUAUUUGUAUAGAUUAUGCAUAAUCUAUAUGUUGUAAGUACAAAUUUCACCCCCAAAAGUAGGGUGUAUAAGAAAUUUCACUUUUACUUGUAUCAGUUUAUAUUCCCGAUUUAUAGUAAGUCCCACUCUAAACUCUAAUCUCACUGCAUUGGACAGAAAUAUUAAGUGUUACUGGGAUUCCAGGACCCCAUCCUUACAUUUCUUCCUCCUCAAGGAGAGGCCCUGUGCAGUCCAGUCAUCUCAGGUAACCCAUUCUCCAGUCUUCAGUCACCACUGGUCACCUCUAAUGUACUCACUGUCCAUGCUUACAAGGUUUCUUGAAGGCCGGUGCUCCAGGGUGUAUACGCCUGCCUUGGGUCCGAGCAUCCUUGCCUAAGCCGCCCAGCCUGACAUGGAGCCCAUUCUCUUGAAAGCUUGCCACCUGCAGGGCUGUUGUGAAAGAACAGGCUACCUGCCUAACUACUUGUGGACCCUGCAGUCUGCCUUCCUCCUCAGUCUUGAAUUUUUUUUUUUUUUAAGAUUUAAUAGGCCUUCUCAGAUUCUUUAUUUUAUUUUAUUUUUUGAUUAA